GCUGUAAUGGUAUACCGUAUAAUCAAACGAUUUCAAAUACUUCACAAGACCAAUUGCUGACAUUGAAAGCUUUCAGACGUCUCAAGAUUAAUUUUUAACGAGCACUAUAUGGUUUCACGUGUUUCGCAACAGUAAUUGAAGACAAUAAGGGUUGUAGUCAGGCGACGCGUAAUAGCUUCUGCAUGUCUAUGAAUUAUUCAAGCAACCACUUAAUGAUAUGACCGACAGCUAUGCGAUCAUUUAUGACGAUCGUCAAACUUUCUGCUUCUUUUCGCGUAACAAUCACUCGGGUUUUGGAGUUCGUUGUGCUUCUACCAUGGAUGCCACGACUGUCAUAAGGCGAUACUUGAAGACCACUAAAACGUUCACUCAAAUUUGCGGAUUAUGGUUUUAUCAAAGUACUUGUUCAAAAUAUUUUGCGCGACUUGCUGUAUUUAUAAUGGCUAUAAUAAGUACUUUUAUACAGGUAGCGAAAGUUGUAAUUUCCGAUAGUCCGGAUGCUCUAUAUGACCAGUGUCCAUUUUUGUGCACGGCGUUUUUAGUUUUGGUGAAACUAUACCAUUAUAGCGUUAAUGAACCAAGGUUCAAGGUAAUUAUGGAGGAUAUAUUCGAUGACUGGAAGGCCAUCAAAUCGAAGGCCGAAUACGAUAUUAUGAACAUAUAUGGAGAGAAAGCGGUGUUCAUUACGACUCUUUAUUUAACGGAGGCAGUAGUUGCUUCGAUUACAUUUAUUCAAAUACCUUUGGUACCGCUUGUAUUGGACAUCGUCGCACCGUUAAACGUGUCGCGAGGUAUAGGAUACAUGUUUCCAGCAUGUUACUUCAUCGACGAACAUAGAUAUUAUUACUUGAUAGUAGCACAUAUGAUUAUUGCGUUGGCAUUAAUCAUUAUCUGUAACGUUGGCUGUGAUUCGAUCUAUUCAUAUAUCGUGCAGCAUGCUUGUGGAUUAUUAGCUGUUUCUGGCAACCGUUUUCGAAAUGCAAUCCAGGCUACUGUCGUUCAAAAAGAGAAGGACGUGGACAAUGAUACGUACCGAAAAGUACGCGACUCGAUUCAAGCACACAAAAGAGCUCUAAAGUCGGUAACAUAGUAAUUCAAAUUUUUAGCUUCAUUGCAGUGCUGUAUUUGUAAAGUAGUCUAGUUAAAUACUUGUAUCCCUAAACUGUGGAAGAUUUCUUCGCCUGAGGGUGAACAUCCAGUCAGGAUUUUCAAAAAAUCGUUUCUUUUGCAUUUCUUUAUAGUAUGAUAGCUUGAAAAUAUUCUAUGCAAAUUUCAAAUUAAUCCGAUGAAUAGUUUUCGAGAUAUCCUAAAAUUAUUAAAAGCAAUGGCCCGCAGCACUCGUGCCAGCGCACCGAAGCAGAUGGAGAACACGUUUUUUACUACUGCACAAAAAAAUUAUUCAAAAUAUCCAUUUUUUCUAAAUACUUUUAUUUUAGUACUUUUAUUUUAGUACAUUUCUUUUCAUUUUUUCUAAUAUUUUUAAAAAGUAGUUUAAUAUAUUUUAUAAAACAAAUAAUACUAAAUUAUUAGUCUAUAUUUUAACUUUAUUCGAUACAAAUUCAAAACAAAAUAUUUAUUGUUAACUACGUUAUUGCCAUAAUUGUUGUACCGUGUUCCACAUGUAGUGUUUUGCGAUGACCAUCAUAAUGUUUUAUUGGUUCAUCUAAAAUCAAAUCGACGAAACAAAAUCAAUAGUUUAAUAGUUAAUCUAACACUUAAUCGUAACUCUUUCUUUUUUUUUUUAAAUUAACAAAAUGGCGGCCUCUGACUGUUUACUUACGCAUUUUCAAGGAAAAAUACGCAUGCUUUUUGUGAUUUAUAAAAAUUCGAGAUUUUAUCAGAACGAAAAAUCGAAUGAUCAAUUACAAUUUUUUAACCGACUUCGAAAAGGAGGAGGUUACUCAAUUGGAUGUGUACAUUUUUUUUUUUUUAAAUGUAUGUUGCCCGAUUCCACCGAGAUGGCCUGUCCAAUCGGGAUGGAACCUCUUGCUUCUUGUAGAACAUGUCUCCCCGGUGGUCCCGUUAUGAAGACAUUUUGCGAUUUUUCAUUUUUUUACCUGUUUCUUCUUUUGGACAAAACUGAAAAAUUUUGUACUGCUUCUUACUCCGAGAUGGAUGGACCAAUCCUGUUAUGCUAGAAUGGCAACGUCGCAUAUGUACCGAUUUCGUGUUAGCAGUCCUCCUCAGUAGGCGCCAUCUCACACAGAUCACCUGGAUGAGGGUUCAUUCGAAAGAGAAAAGUCUAACGAAGAGCGCUCCGGUCAUCGUUUGAGUCACAAAAUCCGUUUAGUAAUCUAAUAAAAAUACUUCCGUUCUGCGGAUGUAUUUUGCUCAACUUUUGCUCGAAUUUUGACGCUCAUAUGAUUAAAUAUCAACACAAUCUCGUUCAACCAUGACCAGAGUGCUCUUCGUUGGACCUUCCUGUUUCGAAUAAGGCCCUCAUUCAGCCCAAAAUAUGUUCAUAUGAGAACAAAAAGCACCGGCGCGCAAACCCAUAUUUCGGGCCAGAUUUUGUCGGUCUAUAGCGCGCUGCAUUACUCGUGUCUACGCCCUUAAGGUACUUUUGAUGAAACUUAUGUUUCUCCUUGUA
Molecule: messenger RNA, 2590 nt
Organism: Hylaeus volcanicus
Lineage: Eukaryota; Metazoa; Arthropoda; Insecta; Hymenoptera; Colletidae
Exons: 5
Coding region: 218-1090 (290 amino acids)
Biological process (GO): detection of chemical stimulus involved in sensory perception of smell; sensory perception of smell
Cellular component (GO): plasma membrane
Molecular function (GO): olfactory receptor activity; odorant binding
Source: RefSeq, a predicted model, not a curated record